AUGGCUGUCGACGAGCGUACGAGGAACCCUGACGAUCUCAACACGGACCGCAUUACAAGUUGGCGAUCCAUUGUCACGCUUAUAGUCUUUGUGAUAGCGAACGUUGUUGUUCUAUUCCCAUUCCGUGUACCAAUAUUCAUUCCUCGAUGGCUCCACAAUGCAGCUCUUGAUGGAUUAGCUUUCCUAAGACUGAUCCCUCAUCGUUCCGACUAUUAUCCCAGUGAUGAUGGGCCGGAACAGGGGCAAAAGGAGGCCGACAAGCCUUCGAGCUGGCUGCGGUAUUAUUUGCCCAUCAAUUUCCUGACCGGCCCAUUGAUUGCGGACAUCUUUCUGCUCGCCAUCCUGGCUAUUGGCAGGAAAGAGGUCGUCGCGGGGACUUAUGGUGCCGAGAACAUCCACCCGAUCGACAUUAUGCUCUUCUUCAUCACCUUGGCCUACAUUGCCAUCUCUAUCGACGCCUCUGGACUCAUCAGGUACAUGGCGUUUCGUGUGCUAAAGUGGGGAGGGAAGAACGGCCAUCUCCUGUUUUUCUAUCUCUACGCCUUCUUUUUUGGCCUGGGAAGUUUCAUCGGCAACGACCCUAUCAUUCUGUCAGGAACCGCAUUCUUGGCCUAUAUGACCCGAGUGUCCAGCAACAUCGUACAUCCGAGGGCCUGGAUCUACACCCAGUUUGCCAUAGCCAACAUCGCCUCGGCAAUCCUGGUCUCCUCCAACCCUACCAACUUGGUCCUUGCUGGUGCCUUCAGCAUUCGAUUCAUCGACUACACAGCAAACAUGAUUGUGCCGGUUGUCUGUACCGUUGUCAUUCUCUUCCCUUUCCUCCUCUACAUAGUCUUCUCCAACGAAGAACUGAUCCCCAAGUCCAUCGAGAUGCAUGAACUACCAGAGCAUGCGAGAGGAGGUAAACCCAUAAAUCCAAACAUUCCACAUGCCAGAGGCAACACGGCAGAGGGCUAUGAACUCGAGGAGACCCAAGUUGUCGAACUAUCCCUAGAGGAGAUCAUGAACCCUUUUCUAGACAAGAAGGGUGCUCUUUUUGGUGCCGUCAUCAUGGCCGUCACCCUUAUCACGGUUCUAGCAGUAAACGCGGCGAUGAGCAGCUCUGGGAAAGAUCAGCAUGUCUAUUACGUUACUGUUCCAGCGGCGACAUUAAUGCUUCUGUGUGAUCUCUCGAUGGGCUGGAUGAACCGACAUGAUACGCGAAGGAUUGCAAAAGAGGGCAGGCAGAGGUUUGAGGAUGCACGUACACAGUCGGAGCUCAGGGGAACAGAUGCGUACUUACUUCAGGAGUCUGAUCGGCGCGAUGGAAACGACGGCACCGUCCUGGGCGCAGUUGCUCUUCCGGUCAGUUCUGGCGGGCCUCAUGAGAACGUGAUCAGCAACAAGACUUCAGAUGGGAGAACGACAGUAUCGGGCACUGUUAAUCCUAGGAAUGGCGAAAAGGAAUAUGCGGCACAACCAAGCGAAACAAACACAAUCACGGCACUGAAAGCUGACGCCUCGGAGCGGGAGGACUCUGGGUCUAGCGAGCAGAGCUCUCGGUGCGAGAAGCAGGACUUGGCUUCAGCAGAAAGUAGGCAAACUUUAGAACCACAAGGAGUGUUGGGAGCAGAGGUCGAGAUGAAAGAGCGCGAGAAGUCUUUAAAUGGAGUCAAGGGCUCCAAAAACGACCAAGAAGCCUCCGUGACCCGUGACGCCGAAUCGCAAUCAGGCUCGAGGCACGGCAAAAAGCGCCAAAAGUCAAAUCUGGUACACAUGUGCAGAGAUGCGCACAUCUGGGCGCAAGAGACGUUCCCUACCGUCAUGGCAGUGUUUGCACACCUGCCGUUUGCCUUGAUCCCAUUUGCCUUUUGCAUGUUCGUCCUAGUGCAGGGCCUCGUUAGCAGCGGCUGGGUUCCCGUCUUUGCAUACGGCUGGGACCACUGGGUCACAAAGACUGGAACGGUCGGUGCCAUUGGAGGCAUGGGAUUUCUCUCUGUCGUUCUAUGCAAUUUCUCGGGUACCAACAUCGGCACGACAAUCCUCCUCUGCCGUGUGAUCCAGGCCUGGCAGGCCAUCCACGACGAGGGUCUAAGCAGCAACCCGGCGAUCAAGGAACGCGAUUUCUGGGCGACGGUCUACAGCAUGGCGAUUGGUGUCAACUACGGCGCCUUCAGCACGACCUUUAGCGCCUCCCUGGCCGGCCUGCUCUGGCACGACAUCCUGAAGCGCAAGCACAUCCACGUCCGCGCGCUCGAGUUCGCGCGCGUCAACCUUCCCAUCAUAGCCGUCUCCAUGGUGGUUGGCUGCGCCGUGCUGGUAGGCGAGGUCUACCUGAUGAGGAAGGACUCGCCUUUACAGCUAUGA
Pyricularia pennisetigena is the source of this 2346-nucleotide messenger RNA. RefSeq lists its product as uncharacterized. NCBI's taxonomy places the organism in Eukaryota, Fungi, Ascomycota, Sordariomycetes, Magnaporthales, Pyriculariaceae. The coding region runs from base 1 to 2346 and encodes 781 amino acids. The record is from RefSeq and is a predicted model, not a curated record. Gene Ontology annotation, biological process: transmembrane transport. Gene Ontology annotation, cellular component: membrane. The transcript is spliced from 3 exons.